Molecule: messenger RNA, 1105 nt
Organism: Triticum dicoccoides
Lineage: Eukaryota; Viridiplantae; Streptophyta; Magnoliopsida; Poales; Poaceae
Exons: 3
Coding region: 207-1043 (278 amino acids)
Source: RefSeq, a predicted model, not a curated record
CUGCCCCACCUUCCUCCCCCGCGCCGCCUAGCCGCCACCUUCACCCACGCUGCCAGCCCACCUCCUUCCCCCACGCCAUCGCAACGCUAUCGCCCCGAUGCACCUCCGCCACGCACCACGCCGAUGUGGAGGAGCACCAGUGGGGGCAGUGAUUCACGACCAUCCAAGCUCGGGUGGAUGAGUGCUGGAUCUGUUCGCCUCCGGCCAUGAGCGCUGCAAUUUGGACGGCUGUGGAUUCACCCUCUCCCUAUACUCCUGGCCGGAUCCGCCCUAGGUUGGUCCAUCAAUGGCGGCUCACCACCGUGGCUCUCUCCCGUGCCUUCAGGGCCACUCCAUCGAGUUCAAAUUGUGCCACGAGGCUGCUCUCUAUCUGGGAGGAGCAGCACCUCCCCAUCAGAUUCGACAAGGGCCAUGGCGUCGUACAGUUCGGAUGGGGUUCUCGCCCCAUCCCACACCAUCCACCGCAAGGGGAGAAGGACGAGGAGCUCCACCACCAGCCCCUCUGCGCCCCAUGCAGUUUGCAGCGUGUGCGUGUGCAAGACGGUAGGCACGUCGAUGCAGUCCAUCCCUGGAUCCGACCGCAGAUGUCGGCCCCUCUGCACCUUGGUGCCCGGCACAGGCACCGACCGCAGCCCCACCCCCGUGCCACCUCCCUCAGCCCCGGAUCCACCAGCACCUCCCCCGGCCCACGGCAAGCCACGGUCGAGGGCGUUGCCCCGCGGAGCAGCUGCGGGGUUAGUGCGCCAUCAAAUCAAGUGUUGACAACCACGAGCAGUGAGAGGACCAUAGGAGGAAGAAAAGGACUGCAACCAUGUGCAGUACAUCACCCCGUGCGGGAUCCAUGCCAUGGUGAUUUUUUUGAGUCCGCGUUCUGUGCAGUGCAUUGCCAUGUUUUUGCAGUGCGUUCGCGUUUCCUUUUCAGGGAAGCACCAUCUAUUUUUCUGUGCAGUGCCUUGGCAUGUUUUUGCAGUGCUUUGGCAUGUUCUUUCCCAGGAAGCACCAUCUCUUUGUGUGACGAGUUUGUGUUUUCUUUGUAUGUUUAGUGCACUACAGUUUAGGGCACCUCAUGCGGUUCAGAAACAUGGGCUUGCAGUGCAUUAGCUCA